AUGAUCACAGCGCCCGCGGUGUCUGUCCUGAGACACAGCUCCAAUCCAGCGUGGGAGAGCCGCUCCUCAUCCGGGGAGAAAGGCGCACUGAGCCCCGCCAGCCGCACGUACGCGCAACGCAGCACCACCGCCGCCGACAACACCGUCUCCUCCCCUGCAGACCCGCACCGUCAAGCCGGCCGUCUGCCCAUCAAGUUGCUGAAAAUGCUCACGGCUCGGGCGGGACACAUCAUGCACCCGGAGUACCUCCAGCCGCUGCCGUCUACGCCGAUCAGCCCCAUCGAGCUGGACGCCAAGAAGAGCCCACUGGCGCUUUUGGCUCAAACAUGCUCCCAGAUCGGCAAGCCGGACCCCCCAGCCUCCUCCAAGCUUUCCUCGGUGGCGUCCGGCGGGGACAAGGAGAGCAAGGCUGGGCCGAUCAAGAUCAGCGACAUCGGCGCGGACGACAAGUCGAGCUUUAAGCCCUACGCCAAGUCGUCGUCGUGUUCGGACACCAAGAAGGAGUCGAGCCUGAGCGGAGAUAAGAACGCUUUCCGAGUGCCGAGCGCCACCUGCCCGCCGUUCACGCCUAGGACAGGCAGCCGCAGCGCGAGCCCGAGCUCCUGCGCCUCCGCGUCAGCUUCGCCGCUGCCGUGCGACGGCAAAGCGGCGGAAAAGGACGACAAAAAGGAGUGCGAGCGUAAUAAAAACACGUCGUCGCCGGAGAGUCAUAGGACGAGUGGAAUUAGCCCCGAUGGCAGCCAGGAAAGCACGCCCGGGUCCAAGGCCGUCACUUCGGACUCGCCGUCCAUCACCUCGUCGAUGCUCGGCACCGGAUUGGUGGCUCCGGUUUCCCCCUACAAACCCGGCCACGCGGUAUUCCCGCUGCCGCCCGCCGGCAUUUCCUACCCUGGGAGUUUAGCGGGCGCCUACGCGGGUUAUCCCCAGCCCUUCCUGCCUCCCGGUAUGAGCCUGGAGCACGCCAAAUCGAGCAGUCAGCUCCUGAGCGCGCAAUUCGCGGCGUGCAGCAAGGCCGGGACCAGCCCCCUGGCCGGGGCAUCCCCUCCCUCGCUAAUGUCCGCCGGCUUGUGUCGGGACCCGUACUGCCUCAGCUACCACUGCACCAGCCAUUUGUCGGCGACCUCCGGCGCAAACUGCGCGCACGAUGCCGCCUCGGCCCUCAAGUCUGGAUACCCGCUCGUGUACUCUGCGCACCCGCUGCACGGCGUGCCGUCGUCGGCGCCGUCGUUCGGCGGACACCCGCUGUACCCGUACGGUUUCGUACUGCCCAACGACCCGCUGCCGCACGUCUGCAACUGGGUGUCGGCGAACGGCGCGUGCGACAAGCGCUUCUCCAGCUCCGAGGAGCUGCUCGGCCACCUAAGGACUCACACGGCUUUCGCGGCCGGCUCGGAGAAGCUGCUCUCCGGCUACCCGGGUUCGUCGUCGCUGGCCGCGGCUAUGGCCUGCCACAUGCACAUGACCUCCGGUGGGAGCCCGUCCAGCCCCGGCGCCCUCGCCCUGAGGGGGGGCCCGCAUCACCCGCUUGGACUAAGCAGCCGCUAUCACCCGUACUCCAAGAGCCCACUGCCCGCCCCCGGAGCCCCGGUGCCGGUGCCCGCGGCCACAGGCCCUUAUUACUCCCCGUAUGCUUUGUAUGGACAAAGACUGACCACAGCCUCGGCUUUGGGGUACCAGUAGAGACCAUUCACACAGACAAAAUACACACACACACAUUUAUAAAGGAGAUUUUAGGCCCAAUGAGUUUUAUAUGUACUUCAUGCAGGGACUGGAUCCAUGUGGGGAUCAAUGUAUUUAUUUGAGAUAGCUUCAAGCGUGACUUAAAAAAAUAAAAAAAUCUAUAAUAUAA
Hippocampus comes (tiger tail seahorse) is the source of this 1849-nucleotide messenger RNA. Its product is annotated as zinc finger protein 503-like. Lineage: Eukaryota; Metazoa; Chordata; Actinopteri; Syngnathiformes; Syngnathidae. Gene Ontology annotation, biological process: negative regulation of DNA-templated transcription. The coding region runs from base 1 to 1680 and encodes 559 amino acids. The transcript is spliced from 2 exons. The record is from RefSeq and is a predicted model, not a curated record. Gene Ontology annotation, cellular component: nucleus.